Pristis pectinata (smalltooth sawfish) is the source of this 1183-nucleotide messenger RNA. Its product is annotated as transmembrane protein 154-like. NCBI's taxonomy places the organism in Eukaryota, Metazoa, Chordata, Chondrichthyes, Rhinopristiformes, Pristidae. The record is from RefSeq and is a predicted model, not a curated record. The transcript has 6 exons. The coding region runs from base 81 to 740 and encodes 219 amino acids.
CAGGAAACGGUGACGUUCCUUUGAGUAUGAGAGGAAAUCAGAGCACAAUGGAACUGAGUGCACAUUCACUAUAAAGUAACAUGAACCAGCAGAACUCAAAGCUGUGUUUGAUCGUGAUGGUGGUCCUCUUAUUUUCUGGCAAAAGCCAUUCAUCAGAAAGAUCUGAAGCAACCACACCAAUGAUCCAUACAACUCAUCCUACUGAAAAUUAUACAUUUACUCCAUUAUCUACAACUUCUACACAUCACGACCCCUGUACCAACAACUGUCUGACAUCACAACCAAGUAAGAAGGUGUCACCAACAAUUUCACAAAGUUCAUCAGCAAUAAAGAUUCUGGAGGAUGUCCACAAUGGAAAUAUUGCAAAUGCCAACACAAAGGCAAAUAAACUUUUGUUGAAAACAACUGAAAAUUUUACACAUAUAUUGAUCUCUUCAUCAUCUUCUGAAAAUAUUUUGGAGUCCCUUCCAAAUAACAGCAAAUUAAUUGGGAUAGUUCUGCUUCCAAUUCUGGUCCUUUUUCUUCUUGGUUUAAUUAUUGCCAUUCUGCUGAAUUGUUCUCGUGGAAAAAGACAAAGAAUAAAUGAUGUUAGUUGUGAAAGUCCAGCAAGCCCCAUAUUCGAGGAAGAUGUAGCUUCUGUGAUGGAAGUUGAAAUGGAUGAAGUCAACAAAUGGAUGGGCAGCAUGAAAGAAAAAACUCAAAAUGAAAGUUUACUUGACGUCAGCGAAGACAAGAAUUAAAACGCAGCCACCCUCGAUUAUGGAAUAUUUCCUGCAAAGAAUAAUCCUUAUCCACCACAACAGCACAUAUGUACAACAGAAUGAGUGUAAUUAGCACUGUUCCUUCAUUUUGUUUUCAUAAUGCUUGCUUGCAGAUUAAUUUUUAACAAAUGUACAAAACAGUGUUUUUGUUAACUUUGUACUGAAAUGUUUCCCUGUCCCCAAAUGAUGCCUAACCUGAACUUUCCCUAUUUCCAGUGUUUUCUAUAAGCAGAUUAGAAGGAUUAUUUGUUCUGAUUAAAUAAUUGCCUUCAUAUUUCUGUUCAGUUAUUUUAACGUUAGGUGUCAGUUUUUCUAGAUAAACAUUGGCCCUACUUUCCGAGCAUGCUGUCUAGUUUGAUGAAUGUAUUUAUAUCAGAAAUUAUUGUGCUCAUUUUACAAAUAAAAAAUAGAUGCAAAAGAGA